Messenger RNA from Dentiscutata heterogama, 2261 nucleotides. Lineage: Eukaryota; Fungi; Glomeromycota; Glomeromycetes; Diversisporales; Gigasporaceae. The record is from the annotation of a GenBank genome assembly.
AUCUUCUGGUUCUUCUCUGGGUUCUUCUAGUGGCUCAAGUCAAUUAUCUUUUUCUGAUAUUACCUCAACAACCAGAAACCAUUUUAAAAUUCUUUUUGAAAAGAUUAUGACAAACAAUAAUUAUUCUUUAGACGAUAUGUGUAAUAUGGUGUCUGUUGAGAUUUGUAGUCUUGGGAUGAGAAAGAUUGGUAAAGAAACUAUAAAAAAUUUUUAUUAUAAUAAUGGUAAUUUUAGAGAUAGUACUUUAAAUAAAAUAGGUGCUUGGAUCGAUAGCAAAAAUAAUUUUAACUUAGCUAAUAAUACGAAGAAAAAAAUAAUUGAUACUUUUUCUGGAGGGUUGCAAUAUGUGAAACCAAAACCUUUGCUUUACACUUCUGGUGCUAAUUGGGAAUAUCAACCUGACCCAUCUUUGAAGCAGAUCUUGCAAAGAGAGCUUAAAAAUCAUUAUGAAAAUUUUAUUUUAGGGCGUUUUGACAAAUUGAAUCUUCCGCUAUAUCUCUUCCUUUCUGGAGCUGGUACCGGAAAAUCUCGAAACGCUAAUGAAUUCCACCAGACAGCAAUCACAUGUUUGUCAGCUCAAGAAGAUGAGGAGCUGUUGACUAGGAUUAAAGAAGCUUGGGUAUUCCAUGUCACCUAUGAGAAUGACUUCGGCUUACGAGAAGAUGAAUCCCGCCCUUAUCAUGCCAUUGGUACUCGUAUGCUGUUUCAACUUCUUAGAGAGAAAAUGACGCUUAAUAAAAUUAUCGAGACAUACGAGCCACCAGAUCCGUUGGAUGUUGUGACAUUAAUUGCCAAAUAUCAUAAUCAAGACUUGAAAAAUGUUACUGUAAUUUUGAUUGUUGACGGCAUGCAACAACUUAUAGAGAACAAAGAUGACGGUUUAAAGUUGAAUUCUUCGUUUUACAAGACUCUGACAUCUGUCGCAGAUCUUGCAUUUAGUGGCAUUUUCGUGAUACCCGUUUGUACCUCAACUAUUACUGGGCCGAUUGAUGGUAUGUUGAGAUAUUCAAGGCGGAAACGUAUAUACCUACCAGUCACUUCUCUACAACCCCCAAGCUAUCGACAAGGAGAUAGUUUGGUUCCGGUUUUUAAAAAUGAUGAGAUUUCUAAUAUUCUCGUGGAAGACUGUGGAGGGCAUGGAAGAGCUCUAGAAGUUCUUAAUGAAUGCUUGGCUGGUCGUAGCAUUGAAGAAUGCAACAUCAACACUUUGAUGAACGAUCUGCGUUAUAAUCUUACUGAAAGAUACGGUGAUGAUAUUUUUGGUUCUAUUGAAGAUGCUAGGCCAAUUGCACGAGCAAUAUUGACUCGACGUCUCUUAGAUAGAUAUAAACCUAUUCCCAAAACCAACAAAACACCAGACGAAUUUGUUGGAGGUGGAUUGAUUCGAUUCGAACAAUUAAAAGGUAGUAGGCUAAGAGGAUAUCUCACUGCACCAUACAUCUGGCUUUGGAUAUUUGUGGAGAUUUCUAAUGAAGGAGGGGAUUCAUUACUUCGAGAUUGGGAAUUUGCUGAUUAUGGGGAGCUAAGAGCACUCUUGAAUCCAGUAACAUCAUUACAAGCGAAGUCAUGGCAGAGUUUUGAAAAAUUUGUCGCAUCAUUUCGUUGCAUAAAGUCAGCUGUGAUUGAAGAUAAUGAGCUAAUAAUGAUCUCAGAUGUUCACGCGGGAGCACGUUUGAAUGGUGAUAUCCAAUUUAAAAACCUCAAUCUACGACUUGAAAUUGCAAAACAUCAUACAAACACAAAAUCUAAAAGUCUCACUACAAGCGAAUGGAAUGUUGAUUGCUGUAAUUCUACCGUUGAUGUCCGGCAAUUCAAACAUUGUAUAAUUAAUGCCCCAGCUUCACCAUAUGGAGAUUCCUUCCUUUCAUUAGAUCAGCCGGGUACCGAGAGUCCGAAUGAAGUCCACCAAUUUAAAUUACGAAAAAAAGCGGUCAGUAAAAAGUACCAAGUAGAACGUGAAAAAUCUGCAUCGGAAAAUGAUUUUUUCAUCCUCUUUACAACUGCAAACUUAGCAAAAUUAAGACACGAUUUUGAGGAACUUAAACAACAAACCCAAAUUAUUUCUAAUGCACAAAAUACACCUUCUACAGUAGAUAUUUCGUACUCUCCAACCAUUAAUCAAAUGGAAUCUGAAAAGAUGAUACCCCCAUCAUUAUGUGAUGCAAAAACCGUGACAAAAUGUCACGAUCAAAAUUAUGCGCUUGACAAUUCUGAUACUAUCUCCAUUGAAAUAUCCGAAUCCGACAAUCAAAUCAUAGAAG